Molecule: messenger RNA, 9619 nt
Organism: Lagopus muta (rock ptarmigan)
Lineage: Eukaryota; Metazoa; Chordata; Aves; Galliformes; Phasianidae
Gene: NR6A1
Product: nuclear receptor subfamily 6 group A member 1
Exons: 9
Coding region: 2531-3877 (448 amino acids)
Biological process (GO): regulation of DNA-templated transcription
Molecular function (GO): DNA-binding transcription factor activity; zinc ion binding; sequence-specific DNA binding
Source: RefSeq, a predicted model, not a curated record
AGAGCCGAGUGCGGCCGCGGGCGGCCCGAGCGCGGCGCUUUGUUGCGCUCCCGCUGCUGGGUUACGGCGGCCUGGUGCUCGGAGCUGCGCUUUGCGCGGCGCGCAAUUAAAACAAAAUCGUUUGUUCUGUGGCUUGAUUUGUUUGUAUUUGAAACUUCCUAAUCCGUUGGACCAUCUGGAAGAGCUUUUUUUAGUAUCGUUAAUUACGGAUGGUACCGGGGUCAUGCAGGCUCCCGAUAAGGCAGCUCCAUCCCCCCGGGACCAGUGCUACUUCGCAGAUAUUUCACGGCUUUUUUUUUUCCCCGUGAUCGAAGGCGGUGGCAGAGCCCCACUAAGUGCGCUUCGGAGUCGGGACAGAAAUACUUCGUGUGAAAGCGUUAAAGGGAAACGCGUCGGGUGCUCCCGGCCCGAGCUGCCUUGUGCCGGGCCUGCCUCCCUGCGGCUCCCGGCCGGCCUUCCUUAACCCGGCUCUAUGCUCGUUGGUCCAGCUGGUCUCGGUAGCGCAGUCAUCAUAGGAUGGGAAGCUGCAAUCUUGCUGCUUUGCAACUUAUCAAUUUUAAAAAAUGGUCUCAAUCAGAUUUUAAUCAAGAGCACAUGGCCGUGCUGGAACAGCAGAGUUUUGGUUUUUUUUAUCUGGGUUUACAGAAAGUUGAUGGCUGAGGAAGCAGAGCUCUGUGCUGAUGUGUGUGCUGUGGGCAGAGCUCCCCCCACAGCAGCUGCAGGCUGCCAUUCCCUGUGCUGGGGCACAGUUUGGUGGAGUGGGCUUUUGUUCCCAGGGCUUUGUGCAGCUGGUCGUGCCGAGCUGUGCCAUGCUCAUUGCCACAGGCUGUGCUCCAGGUGAGCCGUGUGGCACUGGUGGCAGCCCUUCUGCUGGGACGUGUGUCCCUGCAUAGAGUCACGGGGUUCCCCUGACUUCUGGGCAGGGGAUUUCUUUUGGCUAAAUCCUUCUGCAGGAACAAAUCGAUAUGGAAUGCAUCUGUAUGCGUUGGUUGCAGUUAGUGGGUGAGGUAGCGCACAUAGGUGCACUGGCUGAGCACUCUGUGCCUCCUUAGCAUGACAUCUUUUUACAUUAAGAAGAAAGGCAGCAGGCUGCCUCUUUUCCCCCCCUUCUCUUUUCUAUCCUGAGGCUAUUAACCUUUCCUAUGGUUGGUGUCAGCUCCCCAGGGCGAUGCCUGGGCCCCAGCAGCUCAGUCACUGUUUUUCUUGAAAGGAAAAGAAAGUGAAAGAAAUCGCUAGGUAAGAGAAAGGGGAAAAGUGAUCUCUGCAUGUCUGUUGGUGUUUGAGGCAUCAUUGGAGGGGAGAGACAAGUGAGGUUUGGGUGGGAUUUAACACGUGUGAGCUGCCCUCCCUGUGCCCCUGGCAGCUGGUGUGGAGCAGCUUGGGAGUUAAACGUGCUGAGCAGCGCUGUGAGCCCAGAGCUCCAGGGAGAGUGAGUCAGGAAGCAGAGGAACGAGAUGUGGUGGUGAAGAUGUUAAAGCUAUUGAUAAAUUGCAGUGCUGAGUGUCAUCUGUAAUCUUCUUCUCAAGGGGACAUUUUCAUUGCUUUAAAGUGUGUUCAGUUGCACAAGCUGGAAUUUCUGCAAGCUGCAACUUCCAUCAUCGCUUCUCAACAAAACUAAAUCCCAAUAAAUUCUCUUUUUGGGAUCCUCAGUGGGGGUUUUACAUCUUCUUGCCUCGGGUGCGGAGGUGUCAAUGUUGCAAAGCCCUGGUGCUGCAGGCAGUGCUCUGAGCGUGUGCACGUGGGCUCUGUUUCCUGGCAGAGCUCUCACGGCAGCUGGAGCUGCUGUGCUUUUGAGCUGCAGAGCAUUUCUGCAGCCCUGGGACUGCUGGCAUCUGUUCCCCCGGCACGCGUGGUGCUGCCAGCCUGUCCCGAAAGCAGUGAGCGAUGAUGGAUGCUUGCUGGAGCCCGAACGCAAGUCCCAGCACUUUAUUUGCACUGUAUUUCUCUGCUCAGUUGUGUGCUUUAAUGCUUUCUGUACUUGUGUUUUCUGUGCUUGUGUACAAAUGUGCCCAGAAAGUUGAGUGCUGUGUGCUUCAGUAGGAAUCUAAGGUAUUUCCUCUUGAAAAUUCACAGGGAUUUUUUUUUAUUUAUUUUCUUAGCGUUAUCAAGAGUACUCAUUUCAUUGAGGGAAAAAGUAAGUCUUUUAAAAAACAAGUGCACGGCUUUUCCCGUGCAGACAAGCAGAGGUCCCCCCCACUCCCUCGCACUGUCUGUGUGACUCUUGAGUAACAUCAUAAUAUUCUUGUAGAAUUUACGUUGUAUUAAAACGCGGUAUGAAGCCUACCAUGACCUUUGAAAACAAUACAUCCUUUAAUGUGGCUUUGGGGAGGGGUUAGUGAGAGAGUAGCCAUAAAAAUCUUCAGGGUUCAAGAUGAGGUUGAGAUUUUUGUGAGUGCUUUUGUCGUGGCAGCAACUGUUUGAUUUAGUGGCCCCUGCGACAAUAGGUGGUGAGAACAAAGCCGGAAUAUCCCGUGUAUGAGCCGUUAUGUGUGAGACCCAUCAGGAGAGCUGAAAGGAAGGAUGUUUCCAGAUGAACCACAUGCAAGCCAUUUGGAAUAACUCAUUAUCAGCGGCUUUGGUUCUUAAUGACCGGGUUGAUCAGCGAACCUGCCUGAUCUGCGGGGACAGAGCUACGGGUCUGCACUAUGGCAUCAUCUCCUGUGAAGGCUGCAAGGGGUUUUUCAAAAGGAGCAUUUGCAACAAGCGGGUUUACAGAUGCAGCCGAGACAAGAACUGUGUCAUGUCACGCAAGCAGCGCAACAGAUGCCAGUACUGCCGGCUGCUCAAAUGCCUCCAGAUGGGGAUGAACCGGAAAGCAAUCAGAGAGGAUGGCAUGCCAGGAGGAAGAAACAAAAGUAUUGGACCUGUCCAGAUAUCGGAGGAGGAGAUUGAAAGAAUUAUGUCUGGACAAGAAUUUGAGGGAGAGGCAAACAUGUCAUGGAGCAACAAUGGAGACAGCGACCACAGUUCCCCUGGAAAUGGAGUUUCUGAGAGCAACCAGCCUUCACCUGUGUCUACUCCAUCUUCAAGUAGGUCCGUGGAGCUGAACGGAUUCGCUGCACUCAGGGAUCAGUAUAUUGGGACGCCAGUGUCCACGCACUAUCAGUACCUCCCGCACCUUUUUAGCUAUUCUGCCCACUCGGCGCUGGUGCCCCCCCAGACGCGCAGCCUGGACCCCCAGUCGCACAGCCUGAUCAACCAGCUGGUGUCAGCGGAGGACCUGGAGCCGCUCGGCACACCGAUGCUCAUUGAAGACGGGUAUAAAGUGACUCAGGCAGAGCUGUUUGCAUUGUUGUGUCGUCUGGCGGAUGAAUUGCUUUUCAGGCAGAUUGCUUGGAUCAAGAAGCUGCCAUUCUUCUGUGAACUCUCAAUCAAGGACUAUACCUGCCUGCUCAGCUCCACCUGGCAGGAGCUGAUCCUGCUUUCCUCGCUGACUGUUUACAGCAAACAGAUCUUUGGUGACCUCGCAGAUGUCACCUCCAAGUACUCGCCCUCUGACGAUGAGCUGCACAGAUUCAGUGAAGAGGGGAUGGAGGUGAUGGAGCGGUUGAUCUACCUCUUUCGCAAAUUCAACCAGUUGAAGGUCAGCAACGAGGAGUAUGCAUGCAUGAAAGCCAUUAACUUCCUAAAUCAAGACAUUAGGGGUUUAACCAAUGCAUCCCAACUGGAGCAGCUGAAUAAGCGGUACUGGUACGUUUGCCAGGACUUCACAGAGUACAAAUAUCCACACCAGCCAAACCGUUUUCCGGAUUUAAUGAUGUGUUUGCCAGAGAUACGAUAUAUUGCAGGAAAGAUGGUGAAUGUCCCACUGGAGCAGCUGCCUCUCCUUUUUAAGGUCGUUCUGCAUUCCUGCAAGACAAGCGUGAGCAAAGAGUGAGCCCAGCUUGGCCCCGGCCCGUGCCUUACUGUGUGCCUCAGGCAGGGAGCGGGCUCACCUCCAGAGGAUGGGGGAAACAUCAUCAAGGCAGGAGGGAGGUGCUGAGACAGGGCAACGGGUGUCCCUGCCAUUGUAGCAAGAAUCUUUUGUUUGGGUUGUUUUGUUUGUUUGUUUUGUUUUUUACUCUUUUUCCUUAUAUAUUUAUUUCACGACAGAGUUGAAUGUAUGAUCUUCAACACGAUGCACAUGGUUCUGUAUGAAUGCAGCAGAUGCAUUCUCCAGCAGUUUACAGAAUGUGAAGAUGUUUAAAGUUGCAGUGUUUGUUAGGGUUAGUUCUUUUGUAUUUUGGGGCUGGGGACUGAGAUGACUAAGACUACCUCAAGGAAAGAUGCUGUUCGCACACUGCUCUUUUCAUGAUUUGUAUCCAGAAGUGUUUGUCAUAGAAUGCAAACUGCCUCAUUGACAGAGCUGUCAAUAUUCCGGAUGGACAAUUUUGGAAAAGGGGGUGUUAGAGAAGUGCCAAGCUUUUUUUUGUUUGUUUAAGAACUAAAAAAAAAACUAAAAAAAAAAAAAAAAAACCCUAAAAAAAUAAAAUAAAAAAAGGGAAGAAGACAGGGAGUGGAGAAGAAAGGAAGUCUGUCUGCCCAGUAGGUUUCUUUUCCUCCAGCAGUUUUCAGAUGCAGGUGGUGCCUGCAGUUUUCUUGAAUCCUGCCACCAGGAUUGCAGGGCUCCCAAGGCAAGGAGGGCUCUCACCCUCAUUCUGGUGAUGCUGAGCUGCCCUCCUCCCCUAGCCUCCCCAGCUGGGCUGCCACUGUUGCUGCAGCACCUUUCUGUUGGAUUGAAACUGUGCUGUUGCAGCUCAUAGUAGGCUCCCAACAUGGCAGCAGUAAGGUACUCUUUGUGAGAGAGUGAGAACUGUCAUUCUAAUUGCUUCCUUAAAGUCCAUUUUAGGUUCAUAAGAACAGGAAAAACCUACUGAGGGAAGAGGCAGGGUUGCCCCUUUUAGUGUAUUCCCCCAAGAUGUCAUUGACUACUGAGGAAACUUCUGCAUUGCAGCCAUCAGAAGCAGCUCAUUUAUGGGAACUGCUAACUUAUCCUGCAGUGAAAUGCAGCCUGCAUAAGGGCGAGAAAGGACUCCAGGAUCCUCUGGCAUGGCUUUCUCUGCUGGACUCGGGGAGUGUGCACAGCCCAUCGUUGUAUCCUGCAAGGACAGUUUUAUUGUUUAGUGGAAUCCCUUCUUUCCAGAAAAAAUUGGUAUGACUGCAGAGCUUGGUAAGCUGUUUGUCCCAGGUGUUGGGUUGGGCUUUUCCAUUCAGCAACCUCCACACCACUUCAGUGUGUGGAGGAAUGGCUUAAUGGCAGCCAGGUGUCUGAGCAAUUGCUCCAUCCCGGCGUUUGGCUCAGUUUGAAUAUCUCGUGGGUAAUCUCAUGGUGUCCUUCCCAUAGUGGUGCUGGGGAGUUUAGGGGAGGUGCUUUUAUUUUGGUUUCCUUCAUUAGCUGAGGAAGACGCAGUCAUCCUAGGGCCACGCUACCCUGCCUGGAGUCCUUUCCCUGUGUCCUUACUGUGAUCUUUUGAUUGCUGUUUUUAAAAUACUCUGGGAAAACCUACUGUUUGCUCAGGGUAGGAGGAUCCAGUUGCUCCCUUUCUGUCUUGUCCUGAUAACAGCUGCAUAUUGCUCAAAAGUACUGAAGCUGCUAUUAGAUGAAGAUGAAUCUGACGGUGAACGGGAGAAAAACGUUGUUCACCAAAGUCAUCUUUCCUUCCCUGUACUCAUUCUGUGGAAGCCCAGGAGCCCUUGUGAGACUGGCUUGGCACUCUCUGGGUUGGUCAGCAGCGAUGUGGGGCACCGGGAGCCGCCUGGAAGCCCUGGCUGCUCGCUGAGGCUGCCCCUUGCAGGUGUGCUGCUGGCUGCAGAAGGCCCAAGGAGCACUGCUUGCUUUGGAAUUCUGCCUGGGAAUUUUCCAGCUCGAUGGUUUCCCUUUUCUAAAAGUCCACUAGCUGUUCAUUUCUCACUAUUUAAAUACGAAGUUACGGGUAACAGCUGCUGGGACCAGCAGCAGUUCAGUUUGAUAGAGCUUCACAAAUCCAAAGCUGGUUCUGUAAAUCUCAUUUACUUUCUGACUGUAAAAUGAGACAGGCACGUAUUUCUCAGGAAGGCCUUCUGCAUACGUCGUAUACCUCAAGUGUAAAUGGGAAGAUUUUAGUAUAUCUGUUUGUAAGUUAGGAAGUAUUUCUUCGCUUUUAACUUUAAUUUCCAAAUAGCUUGAUAUAAUCUUUUUAUUACGGGUUAUCUUCUGACUUGCUGUUCUAUACGCUCAAAGAAUUGUUGAAUUGAAUAGGAAUAAUUUUAUUCUACAAUCACCAAACUUGUGUAAUCUGCUGAUGAAUGAGAGUUAGUUUUAAUAAGUGUACAUAAAAGCAGUCAUCUUAUUGCCAAAUACCCAACAAAACCAAUCUGUUUGUUAUUCUGAGUUUAUCCAAAGUGCUCCCAAAACUCAUGCUGCACCAACAACAAAACCCCUAAGUUCACUUAGGAUGGUAAAUGGGCAGCACGUGUUCUUUCUGCUGUAUACACCAGAUUUUGUAAAGGUCCAUUGGCAGCAUUUAUUGUAGGGAGUGGAAGAUCCUUACUAAACUGACAAGCAAGGGAGAAGUUAAUAUAGCAAACCAGAAUGUAACUCACUGGACAGUCAUUCUUAAUACCUUCUGCACCGAGUCCUCUAAUGACUUGUAUUUUUUAAACAGGGUAAAGUGAAUGUGUUGCUUUGCAAACUCAGGUAUUAUGAGAAGGUAGGAAUGUAGCUAGAAAUGUAGAGACGUUAGGUCAGUCGCUAGAUGUAUUUGUGAAUUUGGUUUGAAGGACACCCUGGAAAGGUUGGAAUUUUUGUUCCAUUCUUCACGUAGCAUUCGGUUUACAGGGCCUCAUAUUUUAUUUGUGCUUAAUGCUAGUAGGGGGAAGUUCAUUAUCUUUGGUAUCUAUCUGCUGUUGCUUAUCUGACCUUCUGUCAUAGAGGAAUCAAUCAACAAUAAUAGUCUUUGGUAGAAUUUUCUGCCAUGACAAGUCAAUUUUUAUCCCCGAUUUGAAAGAUAAAUUGGCUGACUGACCCCCUCCUCUCCUUCAUAGUAUUUGUGCAAAUGGAAAGCUGAAGAGUUACUUUUAAUCCGAGCAGAGAUCUGGGACAUAAAUUUGAAAUGCAGGGGCUCACCUUUUCAGAGGAGCUCUGCGUGGGCACCUUGCUGCUGUUUCACAGCUCACAGCUCAUCGUCAGUGGGGAGAAUAGAGCAAAAAUUGCUGCUGCAGGCGACGGGGGUGAGACCCCAGGACUUGAGCAGAAGCUCUGACAGCCGCUGGCUUUCCUUCCCCUGCUUGCUUCGGGUUGGCCUUCCGUGCCAUGAGCAGAGCCGUGCCCCUGUGACGUGUCAGCAGCAAGAUCUUUUGAGCUGUGUGUGGCUGCCAGGCCGCUCCGAGAUGCCAGGAGCCUUCCUGACCUGAUGGUCCUGGAGGUGCCCGCAGUGGUGCCGGCCCUGCAGCCAUUUUGCACGCACGCCAGCUGCUUUCUAAGUGCUGGUGGCUGCCAUCUCCCUCGUCUCCCCUUGCUGCCCGCAGAGGCGCUGCGUGCUGUGGGAUCCAGCUGUAGCUCCAGCAUCUGUAGGUCUGCAGCGUUGAGCUUUUCCAGUCUGCUGUCGCAUAAGGACUGACGGAGUGCCACUGAGCGUGGCUGUGUGCGGGGCUCCUCAGCACGGGGCGGGCGCAGCCAGCUCAGGUCCGCUGUGUUAAAUCUUGUCCUUCAAACCAACCUUUUUAAACGAAAAACUUGAAUUUCUUUUUAUUACAUUUUUUUUAAACUACAAAACAACAAAAAAAAUCUUCUGUGAAUGUGCUAUUUACCGUUCAUUCUUUCUUCUUUCUUGGUUUUGAUUUGAAGCUAUGAAGCUUGGUGUCUGUGAAGUGUUGUUAUUUCUGUAUUUCUCAGGAUAAGAAGCGGCAAUCAUCCCUGCCAUGUCGAAGGCAGGAGAAAGGGGGAAACGUGGGGAACUACUUUAGGUGUGAAGCUGAUUUUUAAGUUUUAGAUGAUGUAUGAAUCGGGGGUGAUGCAUGAGAUGUCAGGAUCAAGCCGUAGUGUUUCUCUGGGUUCUCAGUGUGUUGUUUGCAGCACACAGCAGCUCAGGGAUAAGUAUUUAAACGUGACCCAGAGAAACCCUAAGUUUUGAUGUUGCAGUGGUUGCUUCUUUCAUGCCUUGUCUGGAGGACUGUCUGAGAUCUGAAUGGAGCCUCCCCUGGAGAUUCGGGGGGCUGGGAAGCGUGCUGCCUCCCACUCAGCACCCUGGGAAAGCAAGGGGCGACGUGCCGUCCUCGUGGGGAGCCGCGCUUCCCCUGGGGCUGCGUUGCUGUAGGGAGCAGGAGGUUCCCCCCAUGCUCCCAUGUACAAAGCACCUGGCAGCUCAUGGAACCAUGGAACCAUUUGGGUUGGAAAAGACCUCUAAGAUCACCAAAUCCAACUGAUGUACCCCAUCCUUUUUUUGCCUCUGUGUCACAUGUGUUCACCUGCUCAUGGGAAAGCUGAAAUUGGGUGUUACUCAAUAGGACAGUCUCUGGCAGACAGUCCCGUUCCUGCUGUCAGUUGGUUACUUAGGAAUUGAAGCAUUUUCAUUUCCAGUUGGUGCAGCUUCCUCUUCCUGCUUCUCAGGGCAUCUCUCAGAUCUGUGCUCUCUGCAGCUGCCUGGGGGGCACCCACAGGCUCUGCAGAGCAGCAGCACUGGGCCAGGACCAACGUGGGCAGUGGGGCCACAACCUCACAACCUGCUCCAUCGGCUGUCCCAGCGCCUCGGGUGUGUGCAGAGAUCUGGGGGGCAAUGCGGGCAAUAUCUCUGCUGUGAAAAAACAUAGAAAAAAAGUGAGAGAUACUGUGCAAUUGACCUCUAACAGGUCUAUGAAAGAAGCAACACGUUCAGUGGCAGAAACGCCCCCAAGGGCAGAAAGAAACAGAAAUUGAAACCAUAUGACGAUCAACCUUAACAAAGCCUUUUGUGAUUCAUUGUUUUCUUUCAAUUUAUAAAAUGACUUGUAAUAGUUGAUAACAUUAUUGACUCAAUUUCCAUGACAAAACUACCUCGUGUGACAUCCUGUUUAUCAUCUCAAAGGGAUUGUGUGAAAAACGAAAUGCUGCCGGGUUUGGUGCUGGUGCGGCCCAGGGAGCUCCGCAGUUGUUCCCCUGGUGCUGGAGCGGCUGUGAUCCGCAGGCGCUGGGUGCUGGAGUAGCAGGGCAGAAUUGCUGCGGUGCCGCACAGGGCUGAGCUCCGCGUUCCUCGUAGUGCAGAACGGUGCAGGAUGUGCUCUGCUGGCUUGACUUGCUUGGUGCCCAGCCUGGAGCAGACUGCAGCCCCGUCCCUGCACUGCUGGAGCUCUGCAUCCUGGCUCACAGGGUGUGCCCGAAGCAGGACGGUCCUGGUCCUUGGGACCCUCCGCAGAUGUUUCCAGCGAUGGUUUCUUCCAGCAGCACGCUGUGUUUUUCCCACGAUCCCUUGUGUAAAUCAGGGAAGCAGGAUGUCCCCUGGCAUGGCAUGCUGUUACAGCUGGAGCCGGCCCGGCCUCGCCGCGGCCCCACUGGCGUCCCCCAGCCCGCACGGGGCACGGCGCCGUCCCCGCUCCGCUGCUCCGCUCUGUGACUUGACUACCUGUGGAAAUGUGACCAAUAAGUGUUGAACGCAUGUUUAGCGAGUGUUAGCUGUACGAACUAAUA